This is a messenger RNA of Neolamprologus brichardi, 2239 nucleotides long. The record is from RefSeq and is a predicted model, not a curated record. NCBI's taxonomy places the organism in Eukaryota, Metazoa, Chordata, Actinopteri, Cichliformes, Cichlidae.
GUGUGAGAGUGGCUUAAACGUGCGUGAAGAGCGAAACAACCGUGUUUAUAUCGGUUUGUUUUAGCGUCGGAACAGCUGCGGUGAGCUGUGCGUGAGCUGUGCGUGAGCUCCGGUGCGGUGAGCUGUGCGUGAGCUCCGGUGCGUGACACCGCAGACUGCGCCUUCAAACCACGGCGCCUCGCGCUAUGUGGAAACAGGUGAGCUCGCUGCUGUGGAGGGCACCGGUCCCCGGACUUUCACCGGUAGUCACGGUCCGAUCCACGUCCCACGGACCCAGCUGCAGUGUGUCCGGGAGGGAGUGGGUGAGGCCUAGCGGCUUCGAUACGGGCUUGAAGACUUUUAACAGCCUGAGCAAACAGAAGGAGCCCCUGAUCCUGACGAGAGAGGGGGUCGCGACCUGGUACAGCUGUGGACCCACCGUGUACGACCACGCUCACCUGGGUCAUGCAAGCUCAUACGUGAGGUUUGACAUCCUGCAGAGGAUCCUCAGCAGACUGUUUGGGAUCACCGUGGUCCAUGCCAUGGUCAUCACGGACAUCGAUGACAAGAUCAUCAGAAGAAGCUGGGAGGAAAAUGUUUCCCCAGCCGCCAUCAGCGCGGUGUACGAGGACGAGUUCAAGAGGGACAUGCUGUCACUGAAGGUGGUUCCUCCUGCAGUGUAUUUAAGGGUCACAGAGAACGUGCAUCAUAUCGUUGCCUUUAUUGAGAAGAUCAUCAGAAAUGGACACGCUUAUGCCACAAAAGAAGGUAAAUAACGAGGAGCUUCAACUGUUAGCAACACUGACUUUAUGUUAGUCCAGCAGUGAUGUUUGUUUCUGUAGUCAAACAGCUGGACUGCAGGAUUUAAUUUGCCUGAGUUUGUUAUCAGACUGAGCGCUGAUGAGCUUCCUGUUUGUGUGCAUGCUUUCAGCUCCAUGUUUGGGGGACAGUUAGAUAUCCACUCUGGAGGGAUUGACCUGGCUUUUCCUCACCACGAGAAUGAGAUCGCUCAGAGUGAGGCGUAUCACCAGUGUGGACAAUGGGCAAACUACUUCCUGCACUCAGGGCACUUACACCUGAAGGGCAGUGCAGAGAAAAUGUCUAAAUCUUUAAAGAACUACAUCAGCAUCAAGGACUUUCUGCAGUCUUAUUCUGCCGAUGAAUUCCGGAUGUUUUGUCUUUUGAGCAAAUACAGAUCAGCUAUCGACUACAGCGACAGCAGCGUGCUGGAGGCUCGCAGCACUCUGGACACCAUCUCCAGCUUCUGCCACGAUGCUCAGGCCUACAUGAAGGGUCAGCUGCAGUGUUCACACGUGCAGGAGGAUUUGCUCUGGAGCAGGCUGGCUGAGACUAAAUCCACUGUGAUGACCACUCUAGCAGAUGACUUUGAUACACCGAGAGCCAUAAGUGCUCUGAUGAAUCUGGUUUAUCACGGAAACUGCCAGCUUCAGCCUGUUUCUACGCCUGCUGGAGCGGCCCGCAGCCCCGCCGUGUUCGGAGCAAUGGUCACCUACGUCAGAGAGGUCUUGGAUGUGUUUGGCAUCGACCUGCACACUAAGGAGGCUGAGGUGCUGAGCAGCCGUGGCAGUCUGCAGCCGGUUGUGGAACAGCUGACUCAGUUCAGGAGCAAAGUUCGAGAGUUUGCGCUCGCUCGUCAGGACAGUUCGUCCACAGGAUCCGCGAGCAGAGCUGGACUCUACCCUGACAGGAUCCCUCUGCUUAAAGCCUGCGAUGCCCUCAGAGAUGACCUGGCGCCCCUGGGUGUGCUGAUAAAGGAUAGAGGAGCCACCUCCACGUGGGAGAUCAAAAUGAGCGCGAGAGGACAAGGACCGGAGGACAAAGGCGAGGAGACGUCCAGCUAAAGGUUUUUCCCUUUCUGACAAUGAUUCAGCUUUGUGGACUCGACAGAAAGACUUAGAAUAACAAGAAAACAGCACGAUGCCAUAAAACAGAAGCUCAGGGUUUGUUUGGUAAGCCACGUGCUGUACCUGCCCGUCACAGUGGCUCCACCUCUGUCAUGUUACAGGGCUCCUUUAUUUAUAAACCCGAUGGUUAUCCAGUACUGGACUAAAUCUGAGCUGCUGUAAUGCUCAGUUGGCUGUACCUGCAGUAUCAUCAAGGUUUGAUACCCACCUCACCUUAUUCACCCCCCAAGGCUGAUGCUCACCAUCCUGCUGGAGCUGUGGAGGUCUGGCAGCAUACUCCACUAUCACUGUAUUUGGCAUUGAUACAUUAAAGUUUUGCUGAAAGUGCUGCAAAA